AUGCCUUUACCGGAAACUUCAGAAUUCGAAGAAAUGCUGAACUCCUAUAAUUUCACAGUCGUUCCAGGUAAUAUUACUAAUGGUAAAAACGAACCGUCUAGUGGAGAACCAUUUUUUAAUUACAAAACCGCAGUAGAAUUAUGUAGAACUUAUGGAGCAGAUGCUGUAUCCUUAAACAGUGCUGACGAGGAAGAUUUUGUUAAAAAAUUAGCGUUUUAUACUUCAAUUUCUAAACUGAAUCCAAAUGAACUGGAAACACCAAGGCGAGUGCUGCUGGGUUUGCAUGGGAGUUCUACAAAAAACUUAGUUUGGUCAGACUCUUCAAGCACAGAUUACAUAGUUCAGAGGCUCGCAGAAGAGAAAAUAACUCUUAGUGAGGACCGAAGCUGUUUGGAGCUUCAACGCAGAUAUCUCGCUCAACAAAUUUACUACGGUAUUACUGUUUUGUAA
Messenger RNA from Enterobius vermicularis (human pinworm), 450 nucleotides. Lineage: Eukaryota; Metazoa; Nematoda; Chromadorea; Rhabditida; Oxyuridae. The record is from the annotation of a GenBank genome assembly.